UUUAUUUUUUUUUUUAACGAACGAUUCCAAGCUCUCUAAUCUCUCUCUCUCUCUCUCAACUUUCUCUUUCUAGUCUAUCCCAAAAGAAAAAAUGAAAACACCUAUCCCCACCCCCAUCAUAGUUUCUCCCAUUUUCCCGGGAAAAUGGCCAAGAAAAACAGCCCAACUCCUUGUUUCAGCCAUGAGUCUUGUUGUCUUCCUUUUCCUAGAUUUUCUCGACAUUGUUCUUUGUGUAAUCUACAGAUUCGUGGACCAAUUCACGGAAGGAAACACAACCCCCUCGUGUUACUGCCACCGCAACAGGGAAGAAGAGAGGAGGAGGUCUAAUUAUGACAGAGAAGGUGAAGUGUCAGAGACUCUGUAUGGAAUUGGAAGGAGAAAUGUGUUCAGGGAAAUGGGUUUCUCGAGAAAAUGGAAUGGUUUGAAGGAAAAUGGAGGUGGAGGUGGGAUGUUGAGGAGGAGGAAUAGGUGGUCUGAUUGUGGGUGUGAGAGUUGUGUUUCAUGGAUGAAUAGCAAUGGUGAUUAUAUGAGGAGGCUUCUUCAUGUGGUUGUCAAAGAAUCAUCAACAGCUACCUUUGGGGAUGAUUGCAGGGGAGACAAGCCAAUGGAAAAUGUGAUAUUCUUACAUGGCUUCAUCUCAUCCUCCGCAUUUUGGACUGAAACAGUGUUUCCUAACUUAUCCGAACCUACAAAGCGCAAUUACAGAUUCUUCACGGUAGACCUCUUAGGGUUCGGAAGAAGCCCAAAGCCAAGAGAUUGUUUAUACACUUUGAGGGAUCACUUGGAAAUGAUUGAGAAAUCAGUCAUACAUCCUUUUCAGUUGGGUUCUUUCCAUUUGGUUGCACAUUCAAUGGGUUGUGUAAUUGCAUUAGCAUUAGCUGCAAAGUACUCCAAGUCUGUUAAAUCGAUCACCCUCAUAGCACCGCCCUACUUUCCUUCUCCUGAAAAUGAUGCUAGCUUGACAGCACUUAGAAGACUUGCAGACAGGAAAUUAUGGCCACCAUUGUUGUUUGGAUCGGCAGUUAUGUCGUGGUAUGAGCAUUUGGGUAGAUGCGUAUGUUUCCUUGUUUGCCGGAACCAUAGGACAUGGGAAUGGAUUCUGAAGCUACUCACCAGAAGAAGGGAUCUGCAUUUCACUGUUAUCAACAUGACGAGGCACACGCAUCAUUCAGCUUGGCAUACUAUGCAUAAUGUCAUAUGUGGGGGAGCAAAAUUAAUGGAUAAGUACUUGGAAGCUUUGGAAGAUUCCAAAGUAAACAUCCAUGUCAUCCAAGGUAGUCAGGACCAAGUAGUUCCUUUGGAAUGCAGCAACAAUAUUAAGAUGAAAGUCCCAGAUGCAGAGGUUAGCAUUGUUGAAAAUGCUGACCAUACUAAUGUAAUUCUACAUAGAGAGAAGGAUUUCACUCAGGAUCUAGAGCAAAUAUGGGCAUCAACUGCUGAUAGCAGAAGAGGGGAACAAUGUUUUGGACAGGGCCAGCCCUGAGAUUUUCGAAAUCUAAGGCGGAAUCUUAAAAUUGGGGUCCUUCAUGUGUAAAUAAUAAAAAAAAUAUUUAUUUAAAUUUUUUACUCUAAAGGUGUAUAAUAUAAAUUCAAGUUAAUGUAAUGCGAGUCAUCCUUGUAAUGAAUGAGAUUUAUAAAUAUAUAUUUUUUGAUUUGGUCUUCAA
Camellia sinensis is the source of this 1664-nucleotide messenger RNA. RefSeq names its product alpha/beta-Hydrolases superfamily protein. The record is from RefSeq and is a predicted model, not a curated record. NCBI's taxonomy places the organism in Eukaryota, Viridiplantae, Streptophyta, Magnoliopsida, Ericales, Theaceae.